UCCAAAGACAUCCCAAUCAACCAAUCCAAAAACACCUCCCUCCGCCUCUUCCUGCCCAAGCGAUCACUCAACUCUUCCCCUCCGGCCAAACUCCCUCUCCUGAUCUACUUCCACGGCGGCGGCUUCGUGAUCUGCAACCCGUCCACAACCAACUUCCACGACUACUGCUCCAACGCCGCCCUCCAGCUCCCCGCCGUCGUCGCCUCCGUCGGCUACCGCCUCGCCCCCGAGCACCGCCUCCCCGCCGCCUACGACGACUGCGAGGAGGCCCUCCGCUGGCUCGCCUCCCCCGCCGCCGCGGGAGACGAGCCCUGGCUCAGGGACCACGCGGACUACGAAAACUGCUUCCUGAUGGGGACCAGCGCGGGAGGCAACAUAGCCUACCUUGUUGCCCUCCGCACCGCGGUCCAAGUCAACAAAGGAAGGGAGCGGAUCCGAGGGGUGAUGCUGCACCACGCGUUCUUCGGCGGGGUGGAGAGGACCGGAUCGGAGGAGCGGCUGGCGGUCAACGCCACGUUGGCGCUGGAGACGGCGGAUCUGUGUUGGGAACUGAGCUUGCCGCACGGUGCGGACCGUGACCACCAGUACUGCAACCCGAUGGCCGGAGGCGGCGGGUCGGAGUUGCUGGAGGAUGUGAGGGCCGCCGGGUGGAAGGUGGCGGUGGUUGACUGCGAGGGGGACCCGCUGGUUGACCGGUGCAAGGAGACGGCGAGGAUGAUGGAAGAGAAAGGGAUCGAGGUGGUGGCCCACUUCGAGAGCGGCGGGUUUCAUGGUUGGGAGGUGAUGGACGCCGAGAAAGGGAAGGAGUUCAACGGUGGAGUGCUGAAGAAAUUUGUGCAGUCUUGUUUGGAUGCGUAG
Linum tenue is the source of this 858-nucleotide messenger RNA. The record is from the annotation of a GenBank genome assembly. NCBI's taxonomy places the organism in Eukaryota, Viridiplantae, Streptophyta, Magnoliopsida, Malpighiales, Linaceae.